Nilaparvata lugens (brown planthopper) is the source of this 5557-nucleotide messenger RNA. RefSeq names its product growth factor receptor-bound protein 2 (gene drk). Gene Ontology annotation, molecular function: protein binding. NCBI's taxonomy places the organism in Eukaryota, Metazoa, Arthropoda, Insecta, Hemiptera, Delphacidae. The coding region runs from base 721 to 1356 and encodes 211 amino acids. The transcript has 6 exons. The record is from RefSeq and is a predicted model, not a curated record.
AUGAAAAACUAGUAAUUUCUAGAAUACCGCUCUGUUUUGCUAAGGAAUUUUGAAUACCUCUUCCAGACAAAUAAUUUGUUCCAGGAUAUAUUCACGUUUUAUCAAACUGGCUCAAAACAAGUUUCAAGUUAUUCGAUACUUUGACACACUUUGUUCUUGGAAGAAGAACAGUAGUCAUAGGCAUUUCGUUCAUUGCUGUAUAUCUGUUUUUGGACCUACGCUGAGUCAAAUAGUUCCAUACAAAAAUUGUAAUAACAAGCUUUGAAACGUAGUUUUUUUUAAUGUAAACUCUUAUUUUAAGUAGAUUAAUCGAAUGAAAACAAUUGAACUAAAUUUUACAUAGUGUUUACAUUGAAUGAUCCAUAAAUGUUUUCUUAUCUGUCAAAUUUGUAGAGGCCAUCUCCAACCAUAGAAGGUGGUAGAGUGAAAAAUAGUAAUCAUUUGUAGUCUAUUUGUGUUCGUGAAUCUGCUCGCGACCAUACAUUCUUCAUGUUUAUUGUGUAUACUUGACAAGCGUGCUCAAAAUGAUUGUGUUUUAUUAAAGAAAUGUAAUGAUUUCAAUUUGUAAAGUAGUGUAAAUGUGAUCAAAUGAAUAUACCGUGAAAUUUAGUGGCCGAUUAGUUGACGGGAUAACCUUAAAUAAUUUUCUCUCAAGGACAUUAAUAUUUUAGCGUGAAAGUUUUAUUAGACUGCAUUGAAUAUUUGUCACAUAAUUCAAUAAUGGAAGCCAUCGCAAAACAUGAUUUCAAUGCAACAGCGGAAGAUGAAUUGAGCUUUAGGAAAAGUCAAAUCUUAAAGAUUUUAAACAUGGAAGACGAUAUGAAUUGGUACAGAGCUGAACUGGACGCUAAAGAAGGACUAAUACCCAGCAAUUAUAUAGAAAUGAAGAAUCACGAUUGGUAUUAUGGAAGAAUUACGAGGGCAGAUGCGGAAAAACUAUUGUCGAACAAGCAUGAAGGGGCGUUCCUAAUAAGAGUAAGCGAAAGUUCACCUGGUGACUUCUCAUUAUCCGUCAAAUGUUCUACCGAUGUACAGCAUUUCAAAGUUUUAAGAGACGCACAGGGCAAGUUCUUCCUUUGGGUGGUGAAAUUUAAUAGUCUGAACGAGUUAGUUGAAUACCAUAGGACGGCUUCCGUAUCACGCUCUCAAGAUGUCAAGCUAAGAGACAUGGUCCCUGAAGAGUGCUUAGUGCAGGCGCUGUACGACUUCCAGCCGCAGGAGCCAGGUGAGCUGGAGUUCAGACGGGGUGACGUGAUCACAGUGACUGACAGGAGCGACCAGCAUUGGUGGCAUGGCGAGAUAGGCGCGCGAAAGGGCCUCUUCCCCUCCACCUAUGUCACGCCCUACCACUCCUAGGCAGUCAUUCAUAGGAAAGUUUUGAAAGUUGGGCUUCCUUUGGUGCUGCGUUUUGAAUUAUUAUUAUUCUAUGUUGAUGUAUGUAAUCGAUUAUAUUAGAGCAAAAGUACCUAUUUUUAAACAAACAACAACGCCAGUGGAAUAUAUAUUAAUUUAUCUUCAAGACAAGUGAUAAUUUCAACUUUCACCUCCCAUUGAGAAGUGCAAAAGUGGUUGAAAACAUUGGAUAGAAUGAGUUAUUCAAAUUUGGCACACAAACAGAAUGUAGCUCAUUGGAUUAGGGUGGAUAGAGACUCGACUCCAUCACAGCAAACUAGAAAUUCGCCCAGAAACCCGGUGACACGACACGAACUGGUUUGCUGGUGGUAGCAAAUGAUGCAGCAGGGAAUCGAUGUCUAUGUCCAGGCUUCUAGACAAUUCUCUAGUUUUCUAGGAUAGAGUGAAGUUUCGCUUGUCCCUAUUCAGCCUAAUCGAAUGGGCAACAUUCGGUCCGUAGACCGAAUUCGAAAAACUCAUUCUAUCCAAUCUUUUCAACCAAUUCUGCACUUCGCAAUUAUUAUUAUAUUUAUAUAUUCCACUUAGACUUAUGUGAGCCCUUACUGUGGCUACAGGCUCUGACGAUCUUUGAGCUGUUCCAUAGGAAAUGGAUCUAGACACCAAUCGUUAGCUGAUCAAUUUUAAAAUUACAUUGUUCAACUUGGUUACUAAACUACAAUCUACCAUAAACUUUUCAAAUUUGCCAUUGUAAGUUUAAUUGAGAAACGAUUUCCAAUUUAAACUGCUGCUGGCGUUUAUUUAAGAAGUAUCAAUGUAUGUUUAUUCAGUUUUAAUAAAGUUUUUAUUUUAAUUUACGAUGUAUGUCAAAAAUGUUAUGUCUGAUUGUCAAUUACAAUAGGAAUCGUCUUUAUUUUUAGUUUGCUGCAAUUAAUUUAGUAAGAGUGUACGUACUAUAUUUAUUGUUAUUUAAAAUAUUUUACUUUGGAACAUCAUAGUAGAUAUUGUCAUGAUUCAAAAUAAUUUACAAGUAAGUUGUUUUGGUAAGGUAUGAUUACUUUUAUCAGCUCCAUUCUAUAAUACUCAUUUACAUUUGGCUGUAGACUAUAAAUAUGUAUUGUAAUAAUAUUGGUUAUUGUCUGGUGAUGAUUAUCAAUGUAAAUAUAAUUGUAAAAAGAUAAUAAUAUCAUCUCUGUUAGUGCUUUCAUUUCUGUACUAUCAUUAUAAUUAUUAAUAAUUACACCAUGAAACAAAUAAUUAUACGUAGAACCAUUAUUAUUAUUAUCAUUAUCGUCGUGAAUUAUGAUUAUAUUGCCAACAAUAAUUUAAUUACUUAAAAUUUUAACUAACAUAUAUGUUUAAGAUUACUAUUUUAGUUUGUUAUUAUUUUGUGUAAAAUUUAUAUUAUAUUACUGUAUGUAAGAAUUUAGUUUAUAAGUGCCAUCAAGAUAUUUUCCCAGAUCAAACUGGUGUUGAACCAGUAUACAUCUACAGCAUUUUGUUAUAAUAUAACAAUAUUUAUCAAUCGUGGAAAGUGUGUAGAGCAUUAAAAUUUGUGAAAAGUUUGAAAGUUUAUUCCAAUGUUCUGUGGGUCUGAAGAUUUGUAUAGUUAGCAAUUUUUGAGCCAUGAACAAACUGUUCUAUCACAAAUAAUGUGACGUAGACGAUUCAUAUUUUUGAUUGAUCCACUUUCAUUACUUCCCUUCCUAGUCGAGCUCGAUAAAAUUAUAUAUCAGUAUGUCAAUAACAUAUCAGAUGCCUUAGUGAAUGUUUCGUGUUCGCCUAUUUUUGCAUUUCAAAUGCCCAUGUGAAACUGUGUUGUCCCGCAUUUAUCAAAUAUGAAGCCGCCUAAGAUCUCUUCUCACUAGAUCUGACCUAUAGGUAAUGUACGACGAGAUAGCCCUUGGCUGGAAACUAAGAAACUAUCUUGUCGUGCGCCAACUAUAGCCAGGUUACUUUAUCUAUCUACCUUGAGGUUAAUCGAUAUUAUUAGAUACUAUUUAUUUCAACAAACUAUUAAUUAAGUUGCCUGUGUACGAUACUAUUCAACUUCCUUGAUAUUAAUUUUUGAACAGUAGGAGACUACUGUGAUAGGUUAAUCGAUUAUUCUAAAUGCAUUUAAACUGAAAAAACCUGUUCAAUACCAAUGUUUUGCAAUUAUUAUUUUAGUUCCUGAUUAUAAUGGGGUUAAACUGGGAUUUUGUUUCAAUGUGACUAUUUUAAAAUAGCUUCAGUUCAGAACUGAAGAACUGUACAUCUAUUUUUAAACUUCGAUAUUACUUUUAUUAGUCUGAUAUUACUCUGAUAUUACUUUUUUACUGUGCUUUAAAUGUUCAAGUUAUUUAUUCAUUGUUUCAAAACCAGUUUUUAUUUUAUUUUUAGUUUACAUUAUUUUUAUUGCAAAAGCACUGUGGACAAGCAGAACAACGAAACCAGUCCAGUGCUUCCAUAAAAUUACCGGUACAUGUCUAUUUUUUGUUUCUAUUUAUUUAUAAGCUAUUUAUUUUAUUUCACGUUAAAUUAAUACUGAUGUUCUUAAAUAUGUUGUCCUUUCUGUUGAAGAUAUUUGUUGUAAUUCAAUGAUUAAUAAUAGGCCUAUGCUAAUUUUUUUUAAAGAUAUUGAACUUUUUGAGGAGGAUCACUCCAUCUAUUGCUGGAAACAAAACCUAUUCUGCACAUUGGAAACUGAUUUUGUGAUUAAAUUCAGCAUUUAUUAAUUGAUUUCUCCUGUAUAAAUAAUAAUAUAGGUAUAUCUUGAAAUUAUAAGCUAUUGAUGUGCAUUUAUAAUAAUCAAUUACUCAAAUUUCUUGUAACCUAAGUGUAGGGUGUCAAAAAGAUUCCCUAUUUUUAUUUUUCAUCAUACUAAUGUGCAGAAUAGGUGCUUAAUGAGUAUUUCCAAGGAUAAUGACAAUAAAUAUUCGCGUCUUGUAAUUAUAAAUUGUGUAAAACACCAAUUUUUCAAGUUCUCUAAAAUUAUGCUUGAUUUAUUUGACAUUUCAGAUUAACAUGCGUUAUUGUAUAGUUAUAGUAGCGUCUGAUUUUAUCACCUUCCGUCUUAUAUUAAGGAAUAGAAAAGGGUACAAUUUUGUGAGAGAACUUCAUGAUCGAUGUUCUAGUUAUUUUUAUGGAUCUUGGAAUUGCAAUGAAGAGUAAGGUAAAUGAGAUAACACUUGGAAUUAUCACUAAACAAGAAACGAAAUUAAAUAUUCAUUCAAUUUAUAAAACUAAUACUAUUUUCAAAAAAAUUAUAUGUAUUUUAUAUUUUUCUUACUAAAUCUAUUAGUUUUCUUGUUGUUUUUGAUUAGUAAUUAUUUGCGUUGUCUGUUCAAAUUUGUUCAUUAUUAUCUUUUAUUUGUUGUCGAUAUUCUACUAGAUAUAGAUGUAUACUUUGUUUAGAAGAAAUACGUACAGUUUCCAUUGUAGACUAAAGUUUUCAAUUGUAUAGUGUACCUUACAUGUAGUGAUUCUCCCAUAUUGUAACGCACAGAAUAUUUUAGUAGUCAAAUACGCUUUUAUAAAUGGUCUUCUCACCCAAUUACGUAACUUUCAUGAGUAAGGAUCCAUAUUUAAGGAGUAAUCCAUGUAGUGGAAUUUUUUGCAUUUUUGUAAUCAUAUUAGAAUAUCAAAUUGGAAAAAUAUUCCAGUGUUAUAUCAAAAUAUUUUUUCAAAAAUGUUCAUUAACGUUAUUAUCAUAUAUGUUAGUCCUUCAUCAUCUAUACAUCCAGACUUAUGGAAUUAUUUACAAGACUAAGAACAAGCUACUUAUCCAAUUUUCAUGAAACUUUUGCCAUUUUUCAUCACAAUCUAACAGUAACGCGAUAUUAGUUUUAGUUGAAAUUUAUUUCAUAUCUAUGAACCAUGAUGGAUGAAAAUGAAGACAGACGUAUUUAUUUCAAUUUUUAAUUUUAAAGAGAAGUCAACAUUUUUCUAAAAAUUGUUACGUAUUUAAAAGAUCUGAUGCUAUUUCUAAAGAUCUAAAAAUAUUUUUCCAUAUCAAUAUCAUGCAUUAUUUUUAUUGUAUAAAAAUGUGGAGAUAACUCAUAUUUGAAUAAACGUAAAUAAUUGAGUAAACAAUAUGAAUGCUGUGUUUCGUUAUAGAUUAUCCAUUAUCUGAAUUUAUAAACAAAUAAUGCUGGGUGAUUUUCAAUGAAAUGUGAAAGAGGCUCAAAAAUUUAUAAUUCAAUAAAUUAUACAUUUUUGAAACGAC